Frankliniella occidentalis (western flower thrips) is the source of this 1600-nucleotide messenger RNA. RefSeq lists its product as uncharacterized. Bases 488 to 1600 code for a protein of 370 amino acids. Lineage: Eukaryota; Metazoa; Arthropoda; Insecta; Thysanoptera; Thripidae. The transcript is spliced from 6 exons. The record is from RefSeq and is a predicted model, not a curated record.
AUAAUUACUUUCCACUCCGAAUUUGUGGUCCAUCGCUUUAGUCCUUAGUCACUGUCGGGGGUGGGCAAUUUCAGCGCAAUUGUCCCAAUUGUCCUUUCCCUAUUCUCACACGCUUUUUCACCUUUUUCACAAGGCCCCCCGACACCUCGCCAGGGGGCACGGCCUGGCCUUUGUUGACAUUGUUGAUUCUCGGUGCGUUCUUUGGCAUGGCGAGGUGGCCUGUAGCCUCGCCUGCCUAGCCUCUAGGUCUAGCGCAGCUCUAGCUCGUUUGGGCAGCAUGAGCAGCCGCGGCCCCGGUGCGCCCGGGUCCCGUUGACGAGCGCGGCCAGCACGACCUGCAGUGGGCUGGCGACUUCCCGCGGGGCGCUCCGAUGAACUCCAGCGGUGGCCCGCCCCAUGUCCAUGGUCAUGUCCUGGAUGACUCGAGGUCUGUCCGUCGCGCCUCUGGCUCGGUCCCGUGGUGGUGGCUGCGCCCCGGGCAACGAGAAUGACGACCUUGAUGUCCAGGAGGUGGCGCCGGACUGUCCGGGACACGAUCCCGCAGAGUCGGCUGGCCAGGUACGUCAACUGUGCGUACGACGAGGACCGGGAGCGGCUGUACGCCGACGAACAGCCGACGUCGGCGGCCUCCGACGACUUCGGCGGCCUGCUGACCAAGGAGGACAACUCCGAGCCAUGGAUGCUGCCCGGCGUGCGGGACGCGCUGCGCAGCAUCGUUGGGAGCGACAACAGCGGCCGAAAAAUACAGCAACCGCAGCCUGUGGGAGAGUUCUACCCAAGUUGGCAAAAUGUGACGGUGGCCCAGCGCGACACCGCGGUCCGCUGCAACACCGUAGGUCAGUGGCUGCUGGCGGCUAACGGCGCUCUGCACCCGCUCCGCCAGGGACUUCCCUCGAGUAAAGCGCUUCGUCCCCACAUGCAGGCGCUUCAAGGCGGCGUCACCGGUUACCUGAUCAACAGAUUCAGCAGUCGUCGGGAACUCAGCCGCAGAACCCUUUCCAGCUGCUCAUUCAGUGUCCUAAACAGAAUGGUGACCCAUGUAACCCGUACCGGCCGCCAGGCGCGCACAGAAGAGAGCGCGGCGAACGCGCGGGUUGGUGCCGGUGCCACGGGCGUGCAACACCUCUGGGGCAGGAGUGCCUCCAAUGCCACCCAGUUCGGUGCGGGGAAGACCGUCGGCGCCGAGCAGCAGAGAGGGGAGGCUAGCCGACGGCUGACCUUUCAAAGACAUUUGCCGUUCCAGGUCGACCUGCAGCGGCCGCCGCCCACACUAAACGCCGAGGUCCCCGAGUUCUUCCCCAAGGAACCACCCCCUGCAUCUCCCGCACCCCUCGGCGACCUCCAGAUGUUCGGGUCCACCUUCGGCCAUGCGCGAGGGUCCCUGUCACUGCCACUAUCCGUCAACACCAAGGUGGUCGGCAGUGGCCUAGGGUGCUUCUCGACGGAGGCCGCCUACCAGGAGGACUUGUUCCCGUACCGACACGGGCACGCAGGUCGCUUCUCGGGGCACGCCAAGCAGCAGCAGCAGCACUGGGUCCGUGUAGCCCCCGGCCCCGGGGCAGAGGCGCCUUUUUGGUGUCGACUGACCGCCGUCGACUAA